This is a messenger RNA of Closterium sp. NIES-65, 1383 nucleotides long. The record is from the annotation of a GenBank genome assembly. Lineage: Eukaryota; Viridiplantae; Streptophyta; Zygnematophyceae; Desmidiales; Closteriaceae.
AUGUCCCGACGGAGCGCCAAUGCUACUAAUCAUGGCGGAAGGGAUGGCGGCGCAGCCUCCGCCGGCGCGGCUUCCGCCGACGGGCUUGGCGGAGGAGAGGCGCGCGGCGUUUGCGGCGGCGGCGGCGGCGGCGGCGGAGGUGAAGGAGGCGGCUUGCGCGCGGAGCAGCUGCAGCGCGCCGAUAUGGCGGUGGUCGGCGCGCCGGCUGCCGCGAUCAUGCUGCCACGUGUCGCUUAUAAGGCGGUCCACGUGGCAGAGUUCGAGAAGCAGUGCCAGGCGCUAGUGCAGGACCUCCGCAGUGCGUUGGACGCAUGUGAGGCGGUGGAAGGAGCACAGCUAGCAGAAAGAGACAUCAGUCAUUUAGAACAAGCUCAUUUCACCUUUCCCCCCUCCCUCAUUUCACCUUUCCCCCCUCCCUCAUUUCACCUUUCCCCCCUCCCUCAUUUCACCUUUCCCCCCUCCCUCAUUUCACCUUUCCCCCCUCCCUCAUUUCACCUUUCCCCCCUCCCUCAUUUCACCUUUCCCCCCUCCCUCAUUUCACCUUUCCCCCCUCCCUCAUUUCACCUUUCCCCCCUCCCUCAUUUCACCUUUCCCCCCUCCCUCAUUUCACCUUUCCCCCCUCCCUCAUUUCACCUUUCCCCCCUCCCUCAUUUCACCUUUCCCCCCUCCCUCAUUUCACCUUUCCCCCCUCCCUCAUUUCACCUUUCCCCCCUCCCUCAUUUCACCUUUCCCCCCUCCCUCAUUUCACCUUUCCCCCCUCCCUCAUUUCACCUUUCCCCCCUCCCUCAUUUCACCUUUCCCCCCUCCCUCAUUUCACCUUUCCCCCCUCCCUCAUUUCACCUUUCCCCCCUCCCUCAUUUCACCUUUCCCCCCUCCCUCAUUUCACCUUUCCCCCCUCCCUCAUUUCACCUUUCCCCCCUCCCUCAUUUCACCUUUCCCCCCUCCCUCAUUUCACCUUUCCCCCCUCCCUCAUUUCACCUUUCCCCCCUCCCUCAUUUCACCUUUCCCCCCUCCCUCAUUUCACCUUUCCCCCCUCCCUCAUUUCACCUUUCCCCCCUCCCUCAUUUCACCUUUCCCCCCUCCCUCAUUUCACCUUUCCCCCCUCCCUCAUUUCACCUUUCCCCCCUCCCUCAUUUCACCUUUCCCCCCUCCCUCAUUUCACCUUUCCCCCCUCCCUCAUUUCACCUUUCCCCCCUCCCUCAUUUCACCUUUCCCCCCUCCCUCAUUUCACCUUUCCCCCCUCCCUCAUUUCACCUUUCCCCCCUCCCUCAUUUCACCUUUCCCCCCUCCCUCAUUUCACCUUUCCCCCCUCCCUCAUUUCACCUUUCCCCCCUCCCUCAUUUCACCUUUCCCCCCUCCCUCUCCAUUGUCCUGCGCUGCUAA